GCAUCUACACUCUAUCCCGCACACUCCCUUAAACACUCAUUGCAUUGUCCCAAAGCCCGGAAAGAGGGAUUUACAGGACAGUUCUCCUCCUGUCUCAAACCUCAUAUUAACAACGGAUUUUGUUGUUGUGUUGCCUUUAAACCAGCUGAUUCCCAUAAUCACGAACGGGUAGUCUGCGCGUGGAUCUACGCCGAUUUUGACUGACCGACACCUGCACACUCUCUCUCUCUCCUUUCCUCUCUUUUGUCUCUGACAUCUCUGCAGCUCACAGCCAGCAGCGCUGGGAGAGGAGGAGCAGCGGGGUGUACCUGACACCUACAGCCGCGCGUCGCAGCUCUCUUCCCCCGCAGAAACACCCGCCACGGGUGCGUCCUUCUAUCGCCAGGGUGUCCGUGUGCAGUUUGAACGGGGAACACGGCUUCUACUGACGGACUGAAAACUCUUAAAAAAAAAAAAAAAUUCCAACAACACAUUAUAGGCAGGGGUCUUCGAAGAACUCCUGCUUGAUUAACUCGGACCAGAAAUCUUUAGGAUUUUUUUGACUGACUGACUGUAAGAAAGAAAAGGACUACAAUUCAAGAGAUGCGUCCCCCGGUGUUUCUCUGUGUGUUGCUGUGUGUGUCUGCAGCGCCGGGCCCGGUGGCCGGGGCGGACCGGAGCUGCUCCGACCUGCGGCAGUUCUACACCGGGAAAGGGUUCACUCUAGUAGAUGUACCUCAGACAGAGAUCUCCGGUGAACAUUUGAGGAUGUGUCCCCAGAGUCCAACUUGUUGUACCAGCACCAUGGAGGAGAACCUGGGGGGUCUGAGCGCUCGAGAGACCGAGGGACUGAUCAGAGAAGCUGGCAGGUCGCUGCAGUCUGCCUUCAACGCUCUCCAAAGGAGCUUCGACACAUAUUUCACUGAGCUGCACGGUCGCUCUGAGCGCUCCCUCCCUGAGGCGCUGUCUCCCCUCGGCGCCCUGUACUCACAGAACACCCGUCUCUACGGAGACCUCUACACCGACCUGCGACAGUACUACCGGGGCUCCGCUCUAAACCUGGACGAGACCCUGUCUGAGUUCUGGUCUCGCCUCCUGGAGCGCACCUUUAAAAUCUCUGCUCCCACAGAGGUCAACCUGUCAGAGGACUACCUUGAAUGUGUUGCCAAGCAACAGGAGACGCUACGACCAUUUGGAGACAUCCCAAGGGACAUGAAGGCGAAGCUGAUCCGUGCUUUUGUCACAGCCAGGUCGUUUGUCCAGGGGCUGAUAGUUAGUGGAGAGGUGGUCAGGAAGGUCUCACAGGUUAAUUUGAGUCCAGAGUGUAUGAAGGCCCUGAUGAAGCUCGUUUACUGCCCCCACUGUCACGGCAUUGCCUCCGUCAAGCCCUGCUCCAACUACUGUUCCAACGUCAUGAAGGGCUGUCUGGCCAACCAAGCUGAUCUGGACCCCGAGUGGCAGAAUAUUAUAGACACCAUGAUCCAAGUGGCCUCUAGUUUCAGCACGGAGCCCAGUCUCGAUGUGGUUCUCUCCUCUAUCCCUGCUCGAAUCUAUGAGGCUGUUCACGUCCUGCAGGAAAACAUGGACACAUUCACAGCAAAAGUGUACCAGACAUGUGGUACUCCAGGUGAACCAGGAACAGGAAGUCCCACACUUCAUGAGCAGAGGAAGAAGAGCGGCUCCCUGACCGCAUCAGAGUACAAACCCUCUCCAACCGCUGGGCUCAGACUGGAGAUGCAGGUUUCAGAUCUGUCAAGUAAGCUGAGGGAGAUGCGUCAGUACUGGACCCAGCUUCCUGUAGCACUUUGCAGCAAACUGGCAGCAGGGGGCGCCGGUCAGGAUAAAUGCUGGAAUGGCAUUACAAAAGCUAGGUACCUUCCAGAGGUGAUGGGUGAUGGCUUGGCCAAUCAGAUCAAUAACCCAGAAGUAGAGCUUGACAUUACAAAGCCGGACAUGACCAUAAGGCAACAGAUCAUGCAACUCAAAAUCAUGAGCAACAGGCUGAAAAAUGCGCUGGAGGGCAAUGAUGUGGACUUUCAGGAUGCAAGUGACGACAUUAGCGGUUCAGGAAGCGGGAUGUGCGUAGGUGGUCUGUGUCCUCGGAACAGACCGGGAUUGUACGCCUACUCGCCAGACAACAACCGAGUCAAAGGCACAGCCACGUCUCAAACACGCAUCUGUGGCCUCCUACUCCUGCUCCCAUUGACCAUUCUGCUGCAUCAGCGAUGAUGGACCGCAGCUGCCUCAAAUCAGACUCUAAGUCUAGAGGAGGGCUGAACCACGCGACAGACAAAAAGGGGUUUGAUGGGGGGCGUGGGGGGUGGGGGGCUUGGAAGGUAAAUUUGCCAAAAAUAUGAAAAAGACAUCUUGGGGAAUUAAUGGACGACAUUUUAUUUGACCAAGAGGAGCAAAACUGAGAGUGACAAUUUUCUUUAUUUAGUUUUGCUCAGUUUUAAUGUGUCUUAGUUCGGGUGGGAUUCAGUUUGUUGAGCUGGUUUCAAUGGAUUGUUGGAAGAAGACGGAGAUGAGGAAGGCAAAGAAGACAAAGAGAAUGAUGACUGUUUGUGAUGAAAAUGAUGAUGGGGAUAUUGAUAAUGGUUUAUUGACACUUUAUCAGAUCCAUUUAGCUCCAGGUUCCAGUCGGCAGGCGGCACAGCUCAGUGAAAAGAAAAGUUUGGUUCCCUGAUGUGUGGUGCAUUCAACAAGGCUUAUUUUUUUAUUUUUUUUGGAGUCAAGGUUGACCUUAACAAACAUUGUGCAAGUUGUAAAUGUUUGUGUACAUUAGCAAAAAGACUGGCAUCAUAUUGCGCCAUGAAUGUACAGUGUAAUACUAUAUUGGCAAUGAAUCUCCCCAUAAUCUGGGAUGUAGUCGUCCAGAUGUUUUGGUGUGUGUUGGCAUAAAUAGAUACGUUCAAUAGGAUUUGUUUAAAAUAUUGCAGAUAAAUUAUCACACAGUACUGUAUGAGAUGUUGUGAUUGCAAGACUUUACCUCAGUUUUAAUGAACACCCAAACCAAAAGGGAAAUGACCACCUUUUUAACAACUCGUCACCUUCUUAAGAAUACAAGCAGUGUCAUCAAAGCUUUUGUAAACAAGCACAGACAAGCAGGUUCCUUAAAUCCUAUAAUUUAUCGUGCAGUGAAGACAGAAAACUGCACAUUGUUCCGACACUUGUGGUCGCAAUAACCACAAAAAUCUCCACGGAGAACAUUUCAUGACGCAGUAAUUUGGAAAGAGAACUCCUUGUUGAACGCACGCCCGCGUUUAGUAACUUUAAAUUGAGUCUUAGAAGCAACACAGUGGUUGAUAAACAGUACAGUAGGUCAAACCAAAGCACUUAUUACACCCUUUGUUUACAUUUUUUGACAGCAGACAUCGCCCCGAGUACGUUUAACAUUUGUGACCCUUUUGCCAGGUUUUGUAACUGCAUAUUUAAACAAACAAAAAAGCAUCAAUAAGAAAACAAAGGUCUUGUGCGUACAGUACAGGAUAUGUGCAGAAUAUUGACAACAUGUAUCCAUUUACCUGGUGAUACAUAAUUUACUCAGCAUGCCUUUCUUUCCGUCUACACUACUAUACUGAUACAUAUUGGACUCCUGAUUCACAUAAGUCUCUUGCACAUACACACAUUUGCACACACUGGGGUUGUGUAUUGAGCUGAUUUUUAUUCAUUAGUAUAUUUAAUCACACAUUUCAUUCAUUAAACGUGGUUUGAUUGUGGCAGUGGAUUUUGCCAUGCACAAUCUUUAGAGCUUUAUUUAAAAGGGCACUCCACCAAUUUUACACAUCAAAAUUGUAUAAAGUUCUCUGUGGCUCUGGAUGGAGCUUUCUAGUGUUUGAGAAAAUAAGCCUGAGGAUGUCAUAGGGAUGUCAUCAGCUUGGGCUUGAAGGUUAGAAUUUUGUAACAGAAAAAAACUGGGGGCAUCAGAUUUGAAAGACGUGGGUGUUUACCAGGCAGGGAGGAUCAAACAAAAUAAUUGGAGUUGCAAUUACGGCAAAAUAUAGGAUCUAGUGUUUACGGAGCUUGACCCAUUGUUAGGGAAUAAAAGUCAGGAUAUAUCUUGGGAUGGCAAUCUUGGUCCAUCUGUUGGACCACCACUUUGAUCCAGACUGAAACAUCUCAACAUCUGUCAGAGGGAUUGCCAUGUUACCUGCAGGAUUCAUUCGUAUUAUUUUGGUGAUUGCUUACCUGUUCAUCUGGUGCAUCAGGUCAAAGUUUAAAUGUGUCUAAUACUUGGGUUUAUGACCAAAUAUCUGUUAAACUAAUGUCAUUCCCACCAGCCUCAGCUGUACAUAAAGGUAUACUAAAAUUAUGAACAUGGUAAAUAUUCCAUCUGCUGGGCAUCAUUCAGUAUGUUAGCAUCGUCAUUUCAAGCAUGUUAUUUUGCUGAUGUUCUCCAUUAGCUCAAAGCGCCACUGUGCCCAAGUACUCAUAGAACCACCAGCAUAGACUCUUGUUUAAUAGUCUCUUGCACAAGUGCAAAACUAAAUCACUGGAGUACCCAUUUAAGGCCUCUAUGUUCCACUCAUUGUGAAGUCUGAUACAACUUUACAAACAUGUACUGUAUCUAAGUAUAUAUCCAUUAGCCAUAGAGAUAUGACCAAACACCAGUUGCUCUUGUCAAAAUGUCUGUGCCUGAUGCUCUGUGGCCCGUGGAUUUAGUCACGACUCAGUCCCUGACUUUGCUCGUUUUCUAUAAAAACUCAACUUGCCAGCUGCAUGGCAGCUAUAAAUAAACAUAUAACUCUUUGUAACCGGCACUGAUAAGCCUCAUGGGGCCCUGCUGGAGAAAAAACGGGGCCAUGUGUUGUGUGUGGGGAUAACAAUCCUGCACCAGUGAGGGAGUUUCGAGUUAAUGAAUGAUUUAUUUUCCUGACGCACACAACAGAAUAAAGCAGAGCAGCAGGCACAUACACAAAGAGUUCACUACACAUUUCAGUCUUUGAAUGCUGGAAAGGUCUUAAAUGUUUAAUUUCUCAACAUCAGUAUCGUAUCGAGAAGACCCGAUCUGAACAUCCAUCCGAAUUCACUCUUUUUUUGCAUCACGGGUCUUUCCCGAAAUGUGUCUUUUUCUGUAAUUGUGAAUGAUGUGGAGGCAAAGGUGGAGUCUGAGUUUUACUGAGAUGUGGGAGGACAGCUGGGAGGACACGUGUAGCAGCCACAGUCUACAACACUGUUGAUUUUCUUUGUCUAGACAUGAAGAAGAUGUAUCGACUCUCAGCACUCUGAGCUGAGCUGUCUGUCCAUGACCAACAUUUUGAAUCCCCCUGGUGGGAGUUACCUUUGAACAAAAGGUGCCAAAACUCUUGCUGAACAAAUAUAAGAAAUGUAACUCUGGAGACGGCUUAAACAUAAUUGUUCUGCUCAUGUAGCAGCUUGCAGGUCUAGAAUCGAUUUUUGGGUUUCAUCUGUGGUUUGAAAAGAAACAGAUUCAGUGCUAAUGUGUUUUCUUGUAGACGUGGCUAAUUUUCUUAACCAAUUUCAAACGCCUCCAACUGCUGGCUCUAAGAUAAGAAGCAUCUCCCGCUCUUUGUCUGCUUUUCACUUACACACAGACAUAUACACAACUCUUUAAGAUACUGGUCAAUGUGUACAAGGAUGCAAUAGCCAAUGAAUAAAGAUGAUUGUUGUCGUGGUA
Molecule: messenger RNA, 5617 nt
Organism: Etheostoma spectabile (orangethroat darter)
Lineage: Eukaryota; Metazoa; Chordata; Actinopteri; Perciformes; Percidae
Product: glypican-1
Exons: 10
Coding region: 583-2208 (541 amino acids)
Biological process (GO): negative regulation of fibroblast growth factor receptor signaling pathway; cell migration; regulation of protein localization to membrane
Cellular component (GO): cell surface; extracellular region; plasma membrane
Molecular function (GO): fibroblast growth factor binding
Source: RefSeq, a predicted model, not a curated record